CUAUGACUUCUGUGCCAGUCACAUUCACCCAUCGAUUCUCAACAAUGAACAAAUAGUUCAUAAAAAAUGAAUCGAAUAAGUCAGCGAUGACCACCAAUGUGAAUCGAAUCAAGUCCCAUUAUCCCUCAUCCUGGAUUGAAUCGCCAAACCUCAGACAGUGGAAUCACUUUUUCAUUCGUUUCAUCGAUUCGUGGUUUGAGGCUGUACGUAGGUCAAUGUUGUGGUCGUAUCAAACUUGAGUGAUUGUUAUUUGGUUUUAAACAAUUCGAAGAUGUGGAACGAUAAGUGAAUUCUAAGAGGUUUCCAUAUAUACGUUGGGGGAAUGGCUGGGCCUUCGUUGGAGUCUGGCACUGCCUAUCAUCCUCUGGGGACACCGAGGGAGAUGUGCAAUUGGAUUGCACACAUAAAACUGUCCAGAAUCAUCAUCCUGAUUGCUUCGAUUCUGUUCAUUGUUCCUCUGUUCACUCAUUAUUAUUUAUCAAAGGUAGAAGCAGAGUCUCCCCUGAUGGACAUCCACCGAACGCGUUCGAAGCUGGAGGCCUUCGAAGACUUCACCUCGAUGAAGGCGUCAGAUCUAAAAUCUCGAAUCGAAGAGAUGCUGCGAAUAAAAGUAUCCGUGAGCAAUGAAUUACGAGACCUCGAGGCAAAGCGUCAACGUCUCCAGAUGGAAGUGAGUGGUUUUACCCAGAAAAUCGACGAUCUCAAACAGGAGUUUCUGCACCAGCAGACGGACCUCGAUCGCCUCAAGAUGAGUGUUGUCCAGGCGCAGGCAGCCCAGCGUGAAGCAGUGGAACGAAACACCCCAGAGUUAGCACCUCCUAAGCGAAUCCUGACGAAUUCUCCACCCUCAACGCUUCCCAGCACUGAUCCUCAUUCCUGCAAGAUGUACAACUGCUUCGACCACAGUCGCUGCGCCCUGACGAGUGGCUUCCCCGUGUAUCUCUACGAUCCAGAUGUCUUCUCGAUAAUAAAUCCAGGUUGGGAUGUGGACGGCUUUUUGCGAACCACAAUCAAACAAACUUUGGGAUACAAUCCUCACUUGACGUCCAACCCAGCAGAGGCCUGUAUCUAUAUCGUUUUAAUUGGGGAAGUUCUGCCAGUGCCAUCAACUCGGUCCCUGGGCUUCAAAAAUCCCCUGGACACCACGAAAUUGCACUCUCUGCCCUACUGGGGUGGAGACGGGCGAAAUCACAUACUCCUGAAUUUAUCGAGAAGGGAUUUGACCCUAAUCUCUGGAAAUACCUUUACAAAUGUUGACACUGGUCGAGCAAUUAUCGUUCAGUCAACAUACAGAAGAAAUCAAUUUCGCGAGGGAUUUGAUCUGGCUGUGCCACCGAUAUUGGGACCCCCCGGAGGUGAUAUUUGGCAGGAGUGUGCCCAAAUGGUGCCAGCAAGGAGGAAAUACUUGUUGUCUUUUCAAGGGGAAAUGAAGAGCUCGAGAUCGUCGCCAACACCGAAACAGAUUGACGAUGCUGAGGUCGAUCUGGAACGGCUAGAGGACGAGAACAAUCUGGACAGUUUUAUCAUCCAACACUUAAAGGAGAUGUCGAGCGGAACGACGAUGGACCAGUUUCACCUGCAGUUCGAGUGUAUUCCAGCGUCUGAGGAGCAGAGGAAUGAGGCUUUAGACUGGUCUCUGUGUGGUACUGAAUCGUCGAGACGAGAAAUUCUGAAAGAAUCGACAUUCUCACUGAUCCUGACACCGACCAACGCCAGCUACGUUUCCACAUCCUCUAUUCAAGCUCGAUUGUACGAAGCCCUGAGGUCUGGAGCCAUCCCUGUGAUCCUGGGGGGCGAUCAGAUUGUCCUGAGUUACAGUGAAGUGAUCUCGUGGAGGAGAGCUGCUGUCCUGCUCCCCAAAGCUAGAGUGACUGAAAUGCAUUUUCUUCUCCGUGCAAUCCCUGAUAAUGAUCUCCUGGCGAUGAGACGACAAGGAAGGAUGAUCUGGGAGAGGUACAUGGGCACUGCUCAGGGGGGCAUGGACACUAUCAUAGCUUCAGUGAGGGACAGAUUGGGAAUUCCUCCUCUUCCAGCCGCUCAGGCCGCUAGUCCAAGUGUCUUCAACGAGACUUUUGUUCCAUUGAAAUCUGAUACCAUUAUCUCCGAGCCCGAAGCUGAAGAGAGCCUGGGACCACUGGAGCCUCCAUAUCCCUCACCAGGAUUCAAAAGAAACUACACAACGAUGUUCAUCCAUGGAUACGAGAUUUGGAACGACUGGAUGAAUCCUUUCAGUCUCUAUCCUCAGCUACCUUUUGACACUGUUUUACCUAGUGAUGCCAAAUUCGUUGGGUCGGAGGUGGGCUUCCGACCCAUUGGCAAAGGCGCAGGGGGUGCUGGGAAGGAAUUUAGUGAGGCACUUGGGGGCAAUCAUCCUAGGGAACAGUUUACCAUUAUCAUGCUGACUUACGAGAGGGAACAGGUGUUGAUUAAUUCACUGGCAAGACUCUAUGGUCUACCCUAUUUGAAUAAAGUUUUAGUUGUUUGGAACAGCCCUAAACCACCCAUGGAAGAUCUCAGGUGGCCGGAAAUAGGGGUCCCCAUUGUCGUUAUCAAAGCACCCAGGAACAGCCUCAAUAACAGAUUUCUACCUUUUGAUUCCAUCGAGACUGAGGCCAUUCUUUCUGUGGACGAUGAUGCCCAUUUGAGGCACGAUGAAAUUAUGUUUGGAUUCAGGGUCUGGAGGGAGCACAGGGAUCAGGUCGUUGGCUUUCCUGGGAGAUUCCAUGCUUGGGAUCAGAAUUAUCAUAAUGCUUGGAACUAUAAUUCGAAUUACUCGUGUGAAUUGUCCAUGGUUCUCACUGGGGCUGCCUUCAUUCAUAAACAUUAUACAUAUCUUUAUACAAAUUGGCUGCCACAGGCCAUCAGGGAUAAGGUCGAUGAGUACAUGAACUGCGAAGACAUUGCUAUGAAUUUUCUCAUUUCCCAUUUGACGAGGAAACCACCUGUGAAGGUGACCUCCAGAUGGACAUUCAGAUGCCCUGGAUGUCCAGUCUCCCUCUCUGAAGAUGAUACUCACUUCCAGGAACGUCAUAAAUGCAUAAAUUUCUUUUCUCAAGUGUUCGGGUACAUGCCCCUUUUAAACACUCAGUAUCGAGCAGACUCGAUCCUCUUUAAGACUCGAAUACCUCAUGACAAGCAGAAGUGCUUCAAAUUCAUAUAGAAAGUGAACAGAACAAUUUUAAAAGAAAAUGAUAGAAAAUGAAAUAUGGCUAGAGAAGAAUUCAAAUUUCUUGGACAGUUGAUCACCAAUCCACAGACGUGUGAUACUGAUUUUGGGUAGGGGAAAAUAAUGUAUUUUCAGAUUUUAAGAAAAUUUAAUGGAAUCGUAAAUUUCUCAGUAGCAAACAAAGUUUUCCAAAUACGUAAAUUUUUAGUUAUAACUCAACUAUUUAGUGACAUUCACUUUUCGAUCAUUGGAAAGUUCAUGGUUGUGUUUAUCUGAAUUCUUCUGAUUUUUAUUGACCUUUAUAGAAUGAUUAUACUACAAGUUAUCAUUUCCACUGAUUCUUCGUGAAAUUUGUAGGUUUAGAUGUGGAAAUUCAAUGAAAAUCCUAAGACGUGUACUGCCAAUGUCAUAACUCACUCGAUAACUGUCGCGCAAAAUUCAUUAUCUCCCUCUCCACACCGAAAUAAUCAUGAAUUUCGUGCUCUACGUACCUGUUCACCCUGAUACGGGCUUCGACUGCUAUUAACGUAAGUUCAAAUAUUCAAAAAGCAUCAUAAAACUCAGUCUAAUACGCCAUAACGUCGAUAGUGCUUUCCAAAAAACGUAAAAUGUUUUCUACCUAUUAGAAAGUUUGACUAAGUGAUUAAUUGACUGUAAAUAGUGUGUAGAAGAAUAUGUAUCAAUAUUUGUACAUAAAUAUUCAUUUUGAUAAGA
Molecule: messenger RNA, 3880 nt
Organism: Diachasmimorpha longicaudata
Lineage: Eukaryota; Metazoa; Arthropoda; Insecta; Hymenoptera; Braconidae
Gene: botv
Product: exostosin-3
Exons: 4
Coding region: 323-3160 (945 amino acids)
Cellular component (GO): membrane
Molecular function (GO): glycosyltransferase activity
Source: RefSeq, a predicted model, not a curated record